UCCCGCUGGAAGAAUGAGCUUGUCUGUCUUCCUCUGCCUUCUCUUCCCCAGCCACCUGAUCCUCCUCGCUUUGGCACAGAAGGAGACGCUGCCCCACAGAGCGCAACUUGGAGACGCGGCUUCCCGUGCCAUAAACAGCAGCAGAAGCAGGACUGGAAGCAGGAACGCCGCUUCUUCUUCUUCUUCCUCCUCUCCCUCCUUUUCAGCGCCUUCCUCUUAUUUUUCCCCCUCUUCGGGAGCUCACGACAGCGGCUCCGAAAGGAGCAGUUUCCAGUGGAGCCCAUCCGGGCGCAGAACCGGCAGCUUGUAUUGCAGGGUGGGCAUCGGUUUCCAUCUCCAAAUCCACCCCGAUGGGCAUGUCAACGGCUCCCACCAAGACAGUCUCUUAAGUAUUUUGGAAAUAUUUGCUGUGUCUCAGGGGAUUGUAGGAAUACGAGGAGUUUUCAGCAACAAAUUUUUAGCGAUGUCAAAAAAAGGAAAACUCCAUGCAAGUACCAAAUUUACAGAUGACUGCAAGUUCAGGGAGAGGUUUCAAGAGAACAGCUAUAACACAUACGCCUCAGCGGUUUACAGGACUGAAAAAACAGGAAGAGAAUGGUAUGUUGCUUUGAACAAAAGGGGCAAAGCAAAAAGAGGAUGCAGUCCCCGGGUAAAACCCCAGCAUAUUUCAACUCAUUUCCUCCCGAGAUUCAGACAAGCCGAACAGCCGGAACUCGCCUUUACUGUCACUGUCCCUGAAAAGAAAAAGCCACCUGUCAUCAUCCCAGCAAAGCCAAAGGUUUCAUUGCCGGUGCCUCGGAAGAACCCCCCUCUGGUCAAAUAUAGACUCAAGUUUCGCUUUGGAUAA
This is a messenger RNA of Rhineura floridana, 847 nucleotides long. It is a transcript of the gene FGF5, whose product is annotated as fibroblast growth factor 5. Gene Ontology annotation, biological process: positive regulation of gene expression; positive regulation of protein phosphorylation; animal organ morphogenesis. Gene Ontology annotation, molecular function: growth factor activity; fibroblast growth factor receptor binding. The record is from RefSeq and is a predicted model, not a curated record. Bases 14 to 847 code for a protein of 277 amino acids. The transcript is spliced from 3 exons. NCBI's taxonomy places the organism in Eukaryota, Metazoa, Chordata, Lepidosauria, Squamata, Rhineuridae. Gene Ontology annotation, cellular component: cytoplasm.